Molecule: messenger RNA, 648 nt
Organism: Caretta caretta (loggerhead turtle)
Lineage: Eukaryota; Metazoa; Chordata; Testudines; Cheloniidae
Source: RefSeq, a predicted model, not a curated record
AUGCACUGGAGCCGGAGGAGAGGGAGGGAAGCCGAGCCGCGUUGGGAGCUGGAGGAGAGGGAGGGAGGCGAGAUGCGCUGGAGCUGGAGGAGAGGGAGGGAAGCCGAGCCGCGUCGGGAGUGGAGGAGCGGGAGGGAGGCUGAGCAGGGCUGGAGUGGGAGGAGAGGGAGGGAGGCGAGACGCUGGAGCGGGAGGAAGCGGAGGGAGGCCGAGCAGCAUCGGGAGCUGGAGGAGAAGGAGGGAGGCCAAGAUGCGCUGGAGCGGGAGGAAACGGAGGGAGGCCGAGCCGCAUCGGGAGCUGGAGGAGAGGGAAGAGAGGCCAAGCAGCGCUGGAGUGGGAGGAAACGGAGGGAGGCCGAGCCGCAUCGGGAACUGGAGGAGAGGGAGGGAGGCGAGAUGCGCUGGAGCGGAGGAGAGGGAGGGAAGCGAGCCGCGUCGGGAGCUGGAGGAGCGGGAGGGAGGCUGACCAGGGCUGGAGUGGGAGGAGAGGGAGGGAGGCCGAGACGCGCUGGAGUGGGAGGAAACGGAGGGAGGCCGAGCCGCAUCGGGAACUGGAGGAGAGGGAGGGAGGCCGAGAUGCGCUGGAGCCGGAGGAGAGGGAGGGAAGCCGAGCCGCGUCGGGAGCUGGAGGAGCGGGAGGGAGGCUGA